GGCGGAGGGGGACCUGGCCCUGCCCAGCCCGAGCCCAGCCCAGCCCUGCCCAGCCGUCGCUGCUGCGGGGAAGAGAGGCGAGGCGAGCUGGGGCGCAGCAGCGCGACGCCCUUUGGAGGCGCAAACCCGAGCGGGUGGAGAGGGGGCUCUGCGCGUUAAAGAGGGAGGCAGCAGGAGGAGGAGGAGGAGGCGGCAGCGCGGCCAGCCCGGAGGGGGCGGCUCCCCCCCCUAAAAGCACCGAGCCGAGCGGAGCCGAGCCGGCAGCGAGCAACCAGGCGCGCAACGGAGAAGGAGAGUCGUCCGACCGCUUCGCCUGCCUUCUCUGCCUGCCUGCCUGCCUGCCUGCCGGGGAAACGCUGCCGCCGGCCGCGCGAUGCGGCUGCCUGGAGCUCCCGCGAGCCCCGCUCGGAUUAUCUGCCGCCGUCGCAGUCGCCGCCCGCUGUGAGCGCCGCUCCGGGAUCCGCCGCCGCGGCGCCUCCAAGAUGCUCCGCAAAGGGAGCUGCCUGGAGCUCUCCCUGCUGCUUCUGCUGGCUCUGGAGCUCCCCUCUUCGGGCGGCUGCCCCACGGACUGCGUCUGCUACCCGUCCCCCAUGACCGUCAGCUGCCAGUCCCACAACUUCCUCGCCAUCCCGGAGGGCAUCCCUGAGGACAGCGAGAGGGUCUUCCUGCAGAACAACCAGAUCUCCCUGCUGCUGCGCGGCCACUUCAGCCCCUCGCUGGUCACCCUCUGGCUCUACUCCAACAAUGUCACCUUCGUGGACCCAAAUGCCUUUCGCGGCUUCUCCCACCUGGAGGAGCUGGACCUGGGCGACAACCCCAACCUGCAGGAGCUGUCGGCCAAGACCUUCCAGGGCCUCAGCCGCCUGCACGCCCUGCACCUCUACAAGUGCGGCCUCAGCUCCCUGCCCAGCGGCAUCUUCUCCGGCCUCCACAACCUGCAGUACCUCUACCUGCAGGACAACCGGCUGGGCUACCUCCACGAUGACCUCUUCGUCGACCUCGUCAACCUCAGCCACCUCUUCCUGCACGGCAACCGGCUCUGGAGCCUCCACCAGAACACCUUCCGGGGGCUGGUCAACCUGGACCGGCUGCUCCUCCACCAGAACCAGCUGCAGAGCAUCCACCGGGGAGCCUUCCACGACCUGCGGCGACUCACCUUGCUCUUCCUCUUCAACAACAGCCUCUCCGAGCUGCCGGGCGAGGCCCUGGCCCACCUGGAGGCCUUGGAGUACCUGCGCCUCAACAGCAACCCCUGGCACUGCGGCUGCCGGGCCCAGUCGCUCUGGGAGUGGCUGCGCCGCUUCCGGGGCUCCAGCUCCAGCGCCGUCUGCGAGUUCCCGGAGAAGCUGCGCGGCCUGGACUUGAAGGAGCUGACGGCGGACAGCUUCCGGGGCUGCGCGGCCUCCGAGUCGCUGCACCACCAGGUGAAUGGGGUGCGCUUCCCGCCGUCAGCCGACAGGGCACCCCCCGGAGACCACCCGCCGCUCCACUCCUCCACGGAGAAGGGCAAAGGGCGGCCAGGGGAGCAGCGCCCAGGGCAGCAGCAGCGCCCCGGCUACCGGAAGCCCGGCAAGAACUGCACCAAGAGCCGUAACCGCACCACCAAGCCGGCCGGGCCCUGGAAGGAGAGCGAGGGGGCGGACUACGAGCACAAGUCCCCCGGCCUGGGCCUGCUGCCCAAGCCGAAGGGCAAGUGCCAUCGGACAUCUCUGCAGCCCCCCAGCGGGGUCCAGCAGGCAGCAGGGGGCGGGGUGCGCGGGGCCGGGGCCAGGGCUGCGGGGGCCCUGCAGGCUGCCCUGCUGGCCGGGGUGCUGGCCUUGGCGGUGAUCGUCCGCUGACCGCGGAGGAGCCACGCUGAGCCACCACUGGUCUCUGGAGCCCCAGCGCUGUGACUCCUCCUCCUCCCCCUUUUUUCUGCCUGGGGGUUUGGCAGCAGCAAGGUAGGCCCCCUCCUGGGCCUUCUCCAAGGCCCCCCGCCCAUGGCCGGCAAGGGGGGAUUGUAGGCGCGGACCGUGCAGGGCGGGCGAGCGGGCAGGCAGGCACUUCCUUCGCGCCCGCAGGAUGGAAUUACAAGCAAUAUCCCACACGCUCGCCACCGAUGGCCCCAACAGAGCACCCGCGGGAAGGAAUUCCCCACCCCCGCCCCACCCUCCUCUCCUGAACCCAGGGCCCGGGAGCGAAUCCUCCGUUAGCAACUACUGGACAACUGCUUUGCUCCCUGAGAAAUCCUGCUGAAUUGAGAGAAAGAGGGAGGCGCAUAUACCCCACCCUGCCAGGAUUACAAAAAUGGAGUCGCCGCAGCCCCUGUCAGGACCGCACCAACUAAGCCGAUGUGAUCCCUGCAUUGCAAUGGGUCGGACUAGAUGACCCUUGGUAUCCCUUCCAACUCUGCAGUUCUGUGAUUCUGGGACAGAGGGCUAGCCUGGGCCAUGGGGCACCCCACUCCACACUGCCUGCGAGGCCCCCUUUCCGCUCCCCUUCUGCUCCAGGCCAAAGCAGGCAGGGAGCUUCUUGCAGGACAGAUAUCCAAGUUGCUGGAUGGCUCAGGAUCCUUCCCCUCCUGGGCAGGGCUGGGCAGCCACCAACAAGACCAAAGGAAAGGCCAGCCAGCAGCCGAGAGGUGGGAACUCUGAACAAACUUUCCAAGCAAAGGUGCAAUUCUCUUCCCCGCCAUUUUCUUUUUUGUAAUGUCUGUGUUCACAUAUAAAAAUUUAAAAAACCC
Podarcis raffonei (Aeolian wall lizard) is the source of this 2722-nucleotide messenger RNA. It is a transcript of the gene RTN4RL1, whose product is annotated as reticulon 4 receptor like 1. Gene Ontology annotation, cellular component: plasma membrane. The coding region runs from base 483 to 1838 and encodes 451 amino acids. NCBI's taxonomy places the organism in Eukaryota, Metazoa, Chordata, Lepidosauria, Squamata, Lacertidae. The transcript is spliced from 2 exons. The record is from RefSeq and is a predicted model, not a curated record. Gene Ontology annotation, molecular function: protein binding.